Molecule: messenger RNA, 4125 nt
Organism: Periophthalmus magnuspinnatus
Lineage: Eukaryota; Metazoa; Chordata; Actinopteri; Gobiiformes; Gobiidae
Gene: ube3c
Product: ubiquitin protein ligase E3C
Exons: 24
Coding region: 182-3427 (1081 amino acids)
Biological process (GO): protein polyubiquitination; ubiquitin-dependent protein catabolic process
Molecular function (GO): ubiquitin protein ligase activity
Source: RefSeq, a predicted model, not a curated record
UUUGUCCAAUCCACUUUGGGACAAUACCGGAAGCGGAUGCAGUUCAUUCCUCUUGUGUUGUGUUCAUUUAGCUAGAGGAAGAAAAUUCGUUUAGACUUUAUUUCUUGAAAUCGAACUGGUUAUCUGAAAAAUUAAAGGACAUUGUGGCUGCUUUACAAUCGGUUGAUGGAAACAUUCUAAAAUGUUUAGCUUUGAGGGAGAUUUCAAGACGAGACCUAAGGUAUCACUGGGAGGAGCAAGUAAAAAGGAGGAGAAGGCCUCUUUAUUGCACCGCACUCAAGAAGAAAGAAGAAAGAGAGAGGAUGAAAGAAAACGGUUGAAGAAUGCGAUUGUCAUCCAAUCCUUUAUACGUGGAUACCAAGAUUUAAAGCGACAGUAUGCUUUUCAACGAGCCUGCUUUGAUGAGAGUGUCACCCAGACACAGGCACUGGGAUCACAGUAUGUUGUAGAUGGUCCAAGUCUUUGCCUCUUGUCAAGACGAUUAAUAUUUUUCUACAGACAGAGUGUGGAUGCCCAUCAAUUGAUAUGGCUGGGCCACAAUUUGAUAAAACACAACAAUCAGUUUAUUAAACUGCUGGUGGGCCCACAUAAGCAGACUUGUGUUUUUCAAAUCAAGAGAAUUCUUGCUUUCUGCUGCAGGCUCCUGCAAAGUUGUGGUGAUGACAGUUUAAAUGUGGCAGUACCCAUGCGAAUUCUAGAAAUUUUUGUUUCAGACAAGACAUAUCUUCCUGUUAUUCCAGAUGCUAACUAUGUAGCUUCACUACUUGAGCAGAUUUUGCACUAUAUAGUUCAGAAAGGAUACUACAGGUCUCUGUACACUCUUGCGAAUCACAGACUCCCCACCAGUCUGGAGUACAGUGACACUCUGUCAGUUCCUCUGGCAAGCACACUUUUGGAGCACAUCAUAAAACCUCUGCACUUUACCUACUCCUCCUGCACAACAGACGCAAGGCAAUUUGUGUUUGCAGCCUUUACAGAGGAGUUUAUCUCUGCGCCAUUCACUGAACAGAUUUUUCACUACUUCAUCCCGGCACUAUCAGAUCCGCAUGUGUCAUUCCCAUUUGAGGCCUUCCUUAGCUCUCUUAAAGCAACUAGAGACUAUUCUUCAUCUGCUCACAGCCGGGCACCAUGGGUUCUCUACUUUGUUCUUUCUGCUGGGGAAAAUGGCUUAGGCUCUUUGUCAGAGGAUGGUCUGCUCCUUUACCUACGAGCACUACAGACACUUUUGCCUUUGCUACCCGUGUCCGAGAGCUCGAACAGGCCUGAGGUGAACAGUGACUCUGAAGAUGAGGAUGAUGCUGGCAUGCGUCUACCACCCAAGCAGGAUGACAGUCGAAUCUCCAUACAGCUCAUUACAGAAGAAUGUGUACAUAAGCUGGACACCAAGCAGCAGACAAACGCUCUCCUCAACCUGGUAUGGAGGGACUCAGCCAGUGAGGAGGUUUUCACCAUGAUGGCUUCCAUCUGUCACACGCUGAUGGUCCAGCAUCGUCUCAUGGUGCCCAAAGUCAGACUUCUGUACAGUUUAGCCUUCACUGCUCGCUUCCUAAGGCAUCUGUGGCACCUGAUCACUUCUAUGACAACCAAAAUGAUCACAGGCUCCAUGGUCCCACUUCUGCAGCUCCUGUCCAGAGGAUCUCCCAUGUCGUUUGAAGACUCCAAUCGGAUUAUUCCAAUUUUCUAUCUCUUCAGUUCUCUCUUUAGCCACUCCCUCAUCUCAGUGCAUGACAGCGAGUUCUUUGGACAUGAAAUGGAAGGUCAGGUGCAGUCCUCCAUGAUGCCCUUCACUCUGUCUGAGCUCGUGACUCUGUCUCGCUGCCUUAGAGAUGCGUGCUUGGGAAUUAUCAAACUCGCAUAUCCCGAGACAAAGACCGAACACCGUGAGGAGUACAUGGCAGCCUUCCGCAGUGUGGGGGUCAAAACCAACACAGAAGUUCAACAGAGAAUCCAGGCUGAACAAAAGAGCUGGGUGCAGCUUUUUAAGGUCAUCACUAACUUGGUGAAGAUGAUAAAAGCUCGAGACAUUAGACGACCAUUUUGUCCAGCAGGCCACUGGCUUUCUGAAGAGGGAAACAUCCGAGCUGAUAGGGUCACCCAACUGUAUGUGCCUUCUGCAAGAAAUGUAUGGCGCACACGGCGGAUGGGUCGCAUUGGACCAUUACAGUCUACGCUGGAUGUUGGUUUGGAGCCCCCACAGCUGUCAGUGUCUGAGGAGCGGCAUUUGGCCAUCCUGACAGAGCUUCCCUUUGUGGUUCCUUUUGAGGAACGAGUCAAGAUCUUCCAGAGGUUAAUCUUUGCAGACAAACGUGAUGUGCAGGGGGACGGCCCAUUUCCCGAUGGCAUCAAUGUCACCAUUAGACGCAACUACAUUUAUGAAGAUGCAUAUGAUAAACUUUCCCCAGAGAAUGAGCCAGACUUGAAGAAGCGUAUUCGUGUUCACCUGCUGAAUGCUCACGGUCUGGAUGAGGCGGGAAUUGAUGGCGGAGGGAUCUUCCGAGAGUUUCUCAAUGAGCUGCUUAAGUCAGGCUUCAAUCCUAACCAGGGCUUCUUUAAGACCACCAACGAGGGGCUCCUGUACCCCAGCCCCACUGCACAGAUGCUGGUUGGAGACUCCUUUACGAGACACUACUACUUUCUAGGGAGGAUUCUUGGGAAGGCAUUAUAUGAGAACAUGCUGGUGGAGCUGCCCUUUGCCAGUUUCUUUCUGUCCAAACUGCUGGGAACGAGUGCUGAUGUGGACAUCCACCACCUCGCCUCUCUUGACCCUGAAAUGUACCGCAACCUGCUAUUCCUCAAGAGCUAUGAGGGUGAUGUAGAGGAGCUUGGCCUCAACUUCACUAUAGUCAACAAUGAUCUGGGAGAGGCUCAGGUGGUCGAGCUGAAACCUGGAGGAAAAGACAUUCCUGUGACUACAGUCAACCGCAUCACCUACAUUCACCUGGUGGCCGACUACAGACUGAACAAGCAGAUCAGACCUCACUGCCUGGCUUUCAGACAAGGCCUUGCCAAUGUGGUCAACCUGGAAUGGCUGCGCAUGUUUGAUCAGCAGGAAAUGCAGGUUCUGAUCUCUGGAGCUCAUGUGCCCAUUUGUCUCGAUGAUUUGAAAAAGUUCACAAACUACUCGGGUGGUUACUCGGCCACUCAUCCCGUCAUCCAGAUCUUCUGGGAAGUGGUGGAAAGCUUCACAGAUGAAGAAAAACGGAAGCUGCUCAAGUUUGUGACCAGCUGCUCCAGACCCCCUCUGCUGGGCUUCAAGGAGCUUUAUCCGGCCUUCUGCAUCCACAACGGCGGAUCAGACCUGGAGCGUCUCCCCACUGCAAGUACCUGCAUGAACCUGCUCAAGCUGCCAGAGUUCUGUGACCAGGGCCUCAUGAGGAACAAACUGCUUUACGCCAUUGAGUCAUCUGCUGGGUUUGAGCUGAGCUGAAAACGGCCAACAGAACAUAAAUAUAACGGGAAUAGGACGAUAAACUGCCCUGCCUGGUUUGGUGUGCGUGUGUAUGAAUGCCUAUGGACUGAAGAAAUGUGCCAGUACUAAGCAGAGUGGAAAUACUUUUAUCUGUUAGUUUUAAUUAUUUUAAUGUCAGAAUAGAUUGGAGUAACAGCAAUAGUGCAGUACAAGACAUUUUAAAUGAAAUGAAUGAUAGCAGCUGCUCUGAGUAUUUUCACCAAAGAAAAUAAAAAGUGGAAGCAUAAUUAAAGGCAAUAUAUGAAGAGCAGCAGGCAUUAAGACUCUAAAGCCUCUUCACGGUGUGCCAAGGGCUGUGGCAGCAAGUGUGUAUAGUUCAUCAUGUAAUCACACAGCUUUGGGGUUUUCUAGUCACCACUACAAGUCAUGUCCCAUAUCAUAACUGUACACAGGUCAUCUGAUGCUACAUGUGUGGAAUUGUUGAGGGAGAAAUGGCUUUGCAGUAUUGAGAAAAACAAAAUAAUCAUGGAUUUGUGAAUAUGUAUAUGUUUACUCUUGUAUUAUUAUUUGUACAGGGUGUCCUUUCUGUUCCUUUGCUUCUCUGUACAAUCUGCUCCCUCGACAGUCUGCUUUGAGGACAUGAGCCCUGUCACUAGACAUGGCCACCAGUGAGAAUGUCCCAACAAAAAAAGGUGUGAAUAAACCUGUUCUUUUUU